Nylanderia fulva is the source of this 945-nucleotide messenger RNA. RefSeq lists its product as uncharacterized. The record is from RefSeq and is a predicted model, not a curated record. Lineage: Eukaryota; Metazoa; Arthropoda; Insecta; Hymenoptera; Formicidae.
AUUCCCUCACUCGUCUUCCCUCGCUUUGUACAAUUACGGGAUAUUCAUUAAAAUUUUUCUUGUAAUGUUAAUUCGCGCAAUUACAAAAUGUUUCCGAUUGCGAAACCUCAGCUCAAAAUUUUGAAUAAAAAUAAAUUACAUGUAUCGCGAAGGCCAGGAUGUACCGCGUGGUUUUUGCUCGGCUUAUCAGCAGUAAUUUUUAUCAGCAUAAUUAGCCACUUGACAAGCAAUAUCUACUUCCUAAUUAUUUUACUCUUGGGUGAGAUUAUGUUUGGACUGGAUAGUUUCGGAGAAUGGGAAGACUUGAUAUUGUACAAACAGGAGAAUAGGGCUCUUAUCGAAAAGGCUAUUUGGAGCGAUAGAUUAUGCUCGGAUAAUUCGGCUGAAAUCUUUUUGAUGAGACUUACUGACAUCCGACACGUUGGUGUCUCUACAGAGAUGGGUCUCUUUAUCCUUCACAAAAACGGACAAACAAUUACUCUUAGUAUGAGAGGCUUAACUAGAGAGGAGAUACAAAGUUUAAGGAGAGAAAUUAACUAUUUCUUGAACAUGAGUCGCCUCGAUAAUCUCGACUUUUCCUUGAUUGAUCCUUCCAACCGAUUAUUACUCCCUUCCGAUUCAGAGGAAUAUUUGCAAAAUUUACCAAGAACGUGUCCACCUAUUCCUAACGAACUUACUGCUUCGGACAAUAUCUUGGGAAAUAGUAAGGCAAAUCAUCGGGUGCAACAGAAUCUGAGUUAUCCAACUGUAAUGUGCGGAGUACGACUUAAUAGUUGUCAAUCAGCUAGUUUGAGAAGAGGUCCUUAUACAGAAAAUUCAAGACAUCUUGAUUAUAUUAAGUAUACUAGAAAUAUUUGUACCCUUCCCAAUCUGAUAAAAGUUAACAAAGAGCAUAAUUAAUCGAAUAUCUUUUGUUUAUGAAAAUGUAUAUGUGUGAUAUAUUAU